UACUCAUCGAUUGUACGAGUAGGUACAAAGCUGAAUGAAAUAGUGAAGCCAGAUACCAAAGAUCACACAGCGUACAAUAUUCGUCACCAACGACUUGUCUUCGAAGUGAGAUUCGCGAUUUGAACGACGACGUGGUUUCUGAGAAAAUACCUGCUUGUAGUAUACUCGUACGUAGCGUUUCGUACAAAAGCACUAAUUUUUUCUGCUCUCAGAUUUCGUUUCGUGUGUAUGUGAUUUUUCAAUUUUUUUCUUUUUCGGUUUUAUCAGUGUCGUGAGCCGAAUUUUAAGCGGUAAUCAUUCUGUCGACGUGUUAUUUGUGGUGUUUAUUGGUCGUCGCUUUCGAACUCUAUGGUUUAGUACACGAUUGUGUGGUGUUUUGCAAAAACGUUUCGAGAUUAGUGGUGGUGUUUUUGAAUUAGAGGUGUUUUUUUUCGAUUUUUUUUACAGGUAACAAGAGGUGCCUUCGCGGCAUCCAGACCGUCGGUCGUAUGUUUUAGUCAGCAGAAUGUCGACAUUACACAAUACCACGAAUACAAGUCAAUCGGCUAUCGUUCAAUAUUAUGAUUACCUGUUCGUCGAAUUGGCCGAUCCACGUACCAAUGACUGGUGGCUGAUUGGUAAUCCACUUCCUGGCAUUUUUAUUAUGGUCAGCUACCUUUUAUUCGUGUUGAAAAUCGGACCGAAUUACAUGAAGAAUAGGAAGCCGUACGAAAUGAAGAAUAUUCUCAUAGUUUAUAAUUUUAUCCAAGUUAUUGUUAGCAUGUGGCUGUUCCAAGAGGCAUUGGACGGAGCGUGGCUGAGAAGAUACAGUUGGAAAUGCCAACCGGUCGAUUUCUCGUAUUCGCCCGAAGCUAUGCGAGUGGCCAGAGGAUGCUAUAUAUAUUUUAUCGCCAAAUUAACCGAAUUGUUGGAUACGGUUUUUUUCGUGUUGAGAAAAAAAGACAACCAGAUUACCUUCCUGCACAUGUAUCACCAUACCGUGAUGCCGCUCAUAUCUUGGGGAUGCACCAAGUAUUACCCCGGUGGACACGGUACCUUCAUCGGAUUCAUUAAUUCGUUCGUCCAUAUAAUAAUGUACUCGUAUUAUUUAUUAGCCGCCUUGGGACCCGAAUUCCAAAAGUACCUGUGGUGGAAAAAAUACAUCACUACUUUACAAUUAAGUCAAUUUUGUAUCGCUUUCCUGCAUUCGUUCCAGUUAUUGUUUUACGACUGCGAUUACCCCAGAUGGACGAUGUAUUUCAUCUUACCCAACGCUAUAUUUUUCUACUACCUGUUCAGUGAUUUUUACCGAAAAGCUUAUAUCGAGCAGCAAACCCAAAUGAAACUUGCCCUGAAGAAGGAAUAAUAGAUCGCUAUGCUGUUUUCAUUGGCAUUUUUAUUGUGUAUCUACCUAUUCGACGAAGUGUGCAUUUAUCUACCUGAUGGAAAAAAGAAACGAGGCCCUCAUUUUUUGUUUUUCAUUGUUGUUGAAGAUGCUGCCAUAAUAAUUGUUGCAUACCAUAAUGAUGUGUAUUACAUAUAAUAUCUACUUAUCUGUAUACUUAUCUUACCACAGUUGUUGUGAUCCGUUUUGGGAUAAGUAUGAUAAAUUCAUAACCUAUCCUAACUAUUUACCUACCUACGUAUACUUUAUCUAUACAAUAUGUACUCGUAUGUAGUCGAUGCUCAAUAUCCUGGUUUCCUUUUCCUUUCCCCUUCAAAACGAAGAGAAUUUUGUCUCGUUAUUUUUUACCCAGUUGUAUUUGUAAAUAUUUUAUUUGACGAAUAGAUUGUUUUUUUUUUCUUUUUUU
Planococcus citri (citrus mealybug) is the source of this 1790-nucleotide messenger RNA. RefSeq names its product stuck in traffic (gene sit). Gene Ontology annotation, molecular function: fatty acid elongase activity. NCBI's taxonomy places the organism in Eukaryota, Metazoa, Arthropoda, Insecta, Hemiptera, Pseudococcidae. The transcript has 7 exons. The record is from RefSeq and is a predicted model, not a curated record. Gene Ontology annotation, cellular component: endoplasmic reticulum membrane. The coding region runs from base 506 to 1345 and encodes 279 amino acids. Gene Ontology annotation, biological process: sphingolipid biosynthetic process; fatty acid elongation, monounsaturated fatty acid; fatty acid elongation, saturated fatty acid.